Molecule: messenger RNA, 2493 nt
Organism: Venturia canescens
Lineage: Eukaryota; Metazoa; Arthropoda; Insecta; Hymenoptera; Ichneumonidae
Gene: Cdc16
Product: cell division cycle protein 16
Exons: 11
Coding region: 470-2452 (660 amino acids)
Biological process (GO): anaphase-promoting complex-dependent catabolic process; positive regulation of mitotic metaphase/anaphase transition; protein ubiquitination
Cellular component (GO): cytoplasm; anaphase-promoting complex
Molecular function (GO): protein binding
Source: RefSeq, a predicted model, not a curated record
GUUCGACAGUAUUUUUUGACACACAAACAAAACAAAAAAUAGCGUUAAUUUAAGAUGCCGCUAUAUUUUUUCAAAUUUAGUCGAAAGCUUGUGUUUUUUCAAACGCACUAAUCGAUUUUAAAUCGUUUACGUUUAUUGUUUGAAAACCAAUAAUACUUUUUAAAAGUUUAUCAUUUCAUCGUAUUGUUUUUCCGAAAAAUAUAUAAAUUAAUAAAAUGUUCGUUUGAUGAAUCCUAUAUAUAAACGCACUUGACGACUCAUGUGUUAAACGUGUUCGAAUUUCAUCCCGAAUAUUCAUCUCUGAUAUAAUAAUGAAAAAAAAAUCAAAAAUGGCCGAUUCUGUUGUGUCGUUGGUGUCGUUGGUUUUGUUUGAAAAUUGUCAUCAAUGGCAUCAAUGGUAAACAUAACCUAAUAUAACCUAUGCGUAGCAUUCGUUAUUUCGUUCGUGAAUAGAAGUGAAUCAAAUGAAAUGAUGGCUCAUCGGGACAGUAACGUCGAUUCCAAUGGAAUGCAUAAUUUGAUCGAUAACAAAAGCAUUAAUUUAGAUAAUUGUCGGAAGCUCGUCAAGUCCUACAUCGAUUUGCAUUUGUACAGCGCUGCGUUAUUUUGGGCUGACAAAGUUGUCUCUUUGAGCAACGAAGAUCCCAAAGAUUUAUGUUCUCUCGCGCAAUGUAUGUACCUUAUGAAACAGUAUCAUCGCGCUGCCCAUUUAAUCAGAAGCCGAGGACUCGAAAAGACGGAUCUCUUUUGCCAUUAUCUGGUCGUACGGAGUUUAUUGGAAGCUAAAGAGUAUACCGAAGCGCUGCAGGUGAUUAAAGACUCGGAACAUUGCACAAGCAUGAGCCAAUCCAGUGCCAGCUUCGUAGAUAAUGCUCUCAUGAUGCAAGAUGCACCCAAAAAUCAGAUCCAAAGUUCGAUAUCGUACGUGAAAGGAAGAGUUUUUGAAGCGACGGACAAUCGAACAGUGGCAAUGGAAUGUUACAAGCACGCUCUUCAAUGCGAUGUUUAUAACUAUCAAGCUUUUGAAGCUCUUGUACAAAAUCAAAUGCUAUCCGCUAGCGAAGAAAGAGACCUGUUGGAAUCGUUGCCUCUCAGUGAACAGUGCACCGAAGCGGAACGCGAUCUUUUGCGACUUUUGUACGAUAGCAAGUUGAAAAAGUAUCAAGUGCCAUCGGAGGAACAACCUUCGAUAGCUUGCAGCAUUUCUGGUAUUUCGGUAUCCGACAGAUUGGGAAAUAAUCUCGAUAUGCAAGUCUCAAGGGCAGAGAGAUUGUACUACAAUUGUGAUUAUCAUCAGUGUUUCUCUCUGACAGAACGAAUAUUAAAAAAGGAUCCGUACCACAGUUCGUGUUUACCGGUACACAUAGCAUGUUUGGUCGAAUUAAAAAAAACGAACGCACUUUUCUAUUUAGCGCACAAACUGGUAGACUUGUAUCCGGACAUGGCUCUUGCUUGGUUCGCGGUUGGUUGUUAUUACUUUGGUAUAGGUAAGAGCGAUCAUGCGAGGAGAUAUUUGGCAAAAGCGACAGCGCUUGAUAGACUUUUUGGUCCAGCUUGGUUGGCUUACGGUCAUUCAUUUGCCGCUGAAAAUGAGCACGACCAAGCGAUGGCAGCAUAUUUCAAGGCUUCGCAGUUAAUGAAAGGCUGUCAUCUUCCCUUACUCUACAUCGGCUUAGAAUGCGGUUUAACAAAUAAUCUCAAGCUUGCCGACAAAUUUUUUCAACAGGCGCAAAGCAUCGCACCCAAUGAUCCUUUCGUUAUUCACGAAACGGGCGUUAUAUCUUUUUACAAUUUAGAUUAUAAAUCGGCAGAACGGCAAUUCAAAGAGGCCAUGAAGAGAAUUCAAGGUAGUGUGAAGAACGUUAUAUUGCCGAGCAAAUGGGAAGCUCUUUUGAAUAAUCUUGGGCACACGUGUAGAAAAAUGAAAAAAUACGACGAGGCCUUGGAGUAUCAUCAGCAGGCCUUGGUACUCAAUCCCUUGAAUCCUUCGACAUAUUCGGCAAUAGGUUUCAUACAUUCUUUGGUGGGAAGCACUCAGGAAGCCGUCGACGCUUUUCACAGAGCUCUUGGCUUGAGAAGAGACGAUACUUUUACAACCACAAUGCUCGGAUAUGUAAUGGAACAAUUGAUCGAAGAAACCCCACCAUUUCCUGACGCUCCACCGACCAUGCCGAAAUACAAAUUUUCCGAGGAACGUGUACAGACAGAGAGUGCAGCGGAAUCGAGUGAAAAUUUGAACGCGGGACCUACAGGAUCUCAGGAUCCUGCUGACAUCAACAAGCUACGGGUGAAUUUGUUUUCCCGAUGGGGCGAAGAUUCCGGAAAAACUGAGAAAACAACCUCAGAAAAAGAAGAAGAAAGUUCGCCAGAACUAGUUGUUAAUUAUUCAACUCGUGAAAUGAGUCCCGAAUAUCCAAUGAUGGAUUCGUCAACGGCCCAGAUAGAAUAUUAAAAAAAAAAAAAUGAACAAAUGAAUAAAUCUCUGAACGAUAA